GGCCGUGCCACAUCCAUCAAGUUGAAGUGCAGAGUCAAGCGUUGAGUCAUUUUGGAAUAAUCUUGCAUGUUCUCUUUGGGAUCCAAAGGUUACACCAAGAGUCUGAUUGGUGAUUCCUCCCUGUGGUUGGGCGCCAGCGCCUCCAUCGAGCAUGACGGCGGCAAGUGGGCUGACGGAGCCCCCUUCUCUUACCUCCACUCAAGUGCAGGUGUCACUGAAGGGGGGAAAUGUCUUUUCUUGCUCACUGGCAGCGGCGACUGGAAGCGUGACGAGUGCGACAACAAGAAAGGCUACAUCUGCAAGAAAAGAGGAAAAGGAAAGACACAUCAGCUGCCGCCACAUGACGGCUACAAGGGGGAGCUUGUCUGCCAAGACGAUUUGAAAGCCCUUGAAUGUCCCGAUGAAAAAGUCAUCCGCAUACGGUCGGCUUUCUAUGGACGGAAGGAUAACGACGUCUGUCCAAGUGGCGACGGAUCACGCAGUGGCUGCAGGGUGAAAGGGGCUCUCCGUCACUUCAGAGGAUUGUGUGACAACUAUCAGAUUUGUCCCAUUUACCCUUGGGAUACGGACUCCUGCCUUGGUGUCUCCAAAUACCUCCGCGUCGUCUACAGCUGUGAGAAGAAAGUGUGUCUUGAUAGUCUGGGCAUCGCGGACGGGAGAAUCCCAGACGACUCUUUUUCAGCCUCUUCCUCUUUGAUCAAUGCCGAACCUCACAAAGCGCGUCUGGGGGGCAGCGGUUGCUGGAGACCCUCCAAAAUGUUCGGCAGCUGGAUCCAGGUGAACCUCGGUCAGAACUUUAAGGUGACAGGCAUUGAGACCCAGAGCUGUACAUACGGAUUGCAAAGUUACACCGUAUUAGCGAUGCAGUUCAGUAUUGACGGAGUGACUUGGUAUCGCCACCCAACGCAGCCUUCUGAGGGGACGUAUAUUCUAACCAGGCCCGUGUUUGCCCAGUACGUCCGCCUCCUGCCAAAGUUUUUGGGCCUACGCUUUGAUGUCUUGGGGUGCAGGUCUGACGGCACCGCUCGCGACAUCUUAUGUAGCAGCACAGCCGCCAAGCUCGGCCUCGGCGGUUCAAUGACGGUCCGGUGCCCACCGGGCUGCGCCCAAGCCGGCUACAAGGUCUACGGAACACGGCUCUACAAACGGGACUCGAACAUCUGCGCGGCCGCUAUUCACUCGGGCAUCAUUGAGAACCAGGUCGGAGAAGAUGUGACUUUGCUGAAGAGACUGCCACAGAAAGCCUACAGCAACUCCACCUGUAACGGAAUCAUCUCGAGAGUAUAUGUUAACGAAUUGGCUCCGUUUCCAUCUUACACUUUUGCUGACACGGAGCCGAGAUGCUUGGGACCUGACUGGGAGGAGUUUGCGGACUUCUGCUACAAACGUUUUGAUGAUACAAAGACGUGGUACGGCGCUCGACACUUCUGCUGGGGUCUCGAUGCCAAUCUGGUGUCCAUUCGCUCCGAGGCUGAGCGGGAUUGGCUGCAGGACCUCUUGAAGUCUGCCCCCGGAGACACGUGGACCGGACUGAACGACCUGGCCGAUCUCGGCAGAUUCGUGUGGUCGGACCGUCGGCAGGUGACCUUCACCAACUGGGCUCCGAGAAAACCUACCGGCCUGAUGGAAAAUUGCGUGGCCACCUUGAACCAGUCUGGCAAAUGGAAGAAGAUGUCCUGCAUGGAAUUAAACGGCUACGUGUGCAAGAUGCCCACAGCGCGUUAUCCGGUGGAUUUGGGAAGUGCCAAUGCAAGUUGCGAGUAAUCAUAUGAAUGCAAUUGACCUUGCAUGAUCAUUCUGCUUGGUUUACCAUGCAUUUUGAUUCACUGAUUGAUUUAGUCAAAGUCAAAGUCAGCUUUAUUGUCAAUCGCUUCAAUGUCUUGUGUGUCAAGAGACACACAAAGAAACCGAAAUUACGUUUUCUCUAUCCCACGGUGACGAGACAUAUUACACGAUAGACAUACAAGUAAACGACACAAUAUAAAAACAAGAAGGCACAAACAAUAACUAAUACGAAUGAUGAAUAAAUAAACAGAUAACACAAUGAAUAAGAGGAGCAAAACGGAGCCAGUGUGCAUACAGCAGACAGUAAGUAAGUUACCAUGCAUUCUUAUGAUUGAUUAACCAUGCGUUAGUCGUCUUGAUAGAUUUACCAUGUGUUAUUAUUCUGUUUAACUUACCAUGCAUUAUUUUUCUUCUUCUUGACUUAACAUGUGAUAUUGUGAUUUACCAUGCAUUAUUAUUAUUUUGUUCAAUUUACCAUGCAUUAUUAUUGAUUACCAUGCAUUAGUCGUCUUGUUAGAUUUACCAUGUUAUUAUUCUGUUUACGUUACCAUGUAUUCUUCUUCUUCUUGACUAACAUGUGAUAUUAGGAUUUACCAUGCAUUAUUAUUAUUUUGUUCAAUUUACCAUGCAUUUUCAUAAAUUAUUUCAUUGACUUAUUGUUAAAUUUACCAUGCAUUAUUAAUAUUCCAUCUGUCAUGUUUAUUUGACCCCCCCAAAAAAACAAUAAAAAGACAAUUGGUGUCACCUGUUAACUCAUUUGAUAGAGUACUGGUUUGGACAGGGCGAUUUUAUAAUCUGGUCAAUUAGAUCAUUCUCUAUUACUCCCGAUGUACGAGUAUUAGUCAGACCUCCUCAUGACGCCAUUUGGGUUGUAGCUUUAUGCGCUGAUGAACUAUUGUAGUGUUGUCACUUAUGGGUUGCUCGAUCCAAUCUACCACAAUUUUGAUGCAUUUUUCCAUGGCUCUUUGUAACAAUUUGGAAAAAAAAGACUUACUCUAUUGCUUUCCACGUCAUGAAAUUCAUCCAUUGUCCUGAAGUGCUUAUUUUCACGAGGCUCGCAAGCUGGGGGCACAUCCUGAACUGAUUCCCAUCAU
This is a messenger RNA of Syngnathus typhle (broad-nosed pipefish), 2879 nucleotides long. RefSeq lists its product as uncharacterized. NCBI's taxonomy places the organism in Eukaryota, Metazoa, Chordata, Actinopteri, Syngnathiformes, Syngnathidae. The record is from RefSeq and is a predicted model, not a curated record. The coding region runs from base 67 to 1764 and encodes 565 amino acids. The transcript has 15 exons. Gene Ontology annotation, molecular function: carbohydrate binding; signaling receptor activity.